UGAAUAUACAACAUUAUAUUAGUUAUUUAGGUGUGGCAAAUUGGACAACCGUACCAGUUUCUACAGCAUGAAUGGAUAUUUUUCUGAGAUAUUUUUAACUGUGUCUAAGAAAGAAUAAUGUCUUUAACAGAAAGAUACCUUUGUAAUAUCUGCAAGCAAAAUGAAGCAAGUAGUACAGUCAUAUGGUGUAUAGACUGUGAGGUGUCUCUUUGUAUGGAAUGUGAAAAACAUCACAAAAAUUCUGCGGCAUCCAAAGACCACAAGACUAUAAUCACUGAAGAUUACCACAAGUUGCCAUCUUUCAUGAAAGAAACAUGUAGCCUAUGCAAAGACCAUGAUAGAAAAUAUGAACUUUACUGUUCUGUCCAUGCAUGUGCCUGUUGUUCUGAAUGCACUUCAGACAAACAUAAUCAAUGUCAAGAUAUGAUGCGGCUGUCAGAAAUAUUAGGAAACAAAAAAUUAUCUGACUCUGUCCCACCUCUGGAAAAAGAUUUAAAGGAUAUAGGAGAAAAGUUUGAACAUAUAAUUGAAUACUUGCACAAAAUUAUAACUACAAAUAAAAAUCAGAAAACACAAAUUCUAUCGGAAAUUAAAUCGGUGAGAAAAUCUAUAGAUGAUUACCUGGACAAAUUAGAAAGUCAGAUUCUUGACGAGUUAGAAUCUAAACAUUUAAUGAUACAGUCAAAAAUGGGGGAUCUUGUUCAACAAAUAGAACAACGUGCAAAACAAAUUGGUCAUUUACAAGAAGACUUUUACAAAAUGACACAAUAUGCCACUGAAUGGCAAACAUAUGUUGGUCUGAGGGAAAUGGGAAAAGCUUCAUUACAAGAAAUAAAAUACGUAGAAGAUUUAGAGAGUAAAGGACACAUCGAUAAAAAUAACUUGCAUGUUAACAUUUCCUCUGCCUUGCAAUCAAUUCUAAAAGAUAUAAAAUCUUUUGGAGAUAUUUCUAUUACAAAACAACCAUAUAGUUCAAAAGUCAUGGUCAUCACAGGGGAUGAAGUCCAGCAUUCAAUAUCAAAGUUUCCUAAUAUUGAACAAAUAAAGCCAACUUUCUUAAACACUCUCAAAUUUCCAGAAGGACAAAAAUAUUUAAUGAUGAAAUUACUUGUUCUUGAUGAUGGCAAGUUUCUGGCCCUAGAAAACCACCAGAAAAGUUUGAUGCUGUUCGGUAGUGAUGGUUUCUGUUGGAGAAACGUGGUGAAAUUCUCACAAGAUGACUUCCCGUUUAAUUUUUGCAACAUCAGCAAUAAUAUAGUGGCGGUCAGUCUCUAUUACAAACAUCAAGUGAUAUUAGUGGACAUAGAAAAGAAUAAAACUAUAGAAACUAUUGACAUUUCUGGUGCCUGUUGGGACAUUUCGUGUUAUGGUCAAACACUGGCCAUCAGCCUAUCUGAUGAUGCAAAAAUCAUUCUACUAAACCUGCAGGACAAAUCACGCGAGAUUAUAGAAGCAGUUCAGCUCACACAUUUAGUCCUGUUUGAAGAAAACAUUUAUUGUACAGCUUGUAGUACUCACAAGGUGUUUUGCUACAAAGUCACAGGAGAACACGUUUGGACAGUUAAAAAUUCCGAUAUCGAUAUACCAGAAGGAAUUGCAGUAGAUAUGAAUGGCUUUGUUUACAUUGCUUCUUUAGGCAAUAACAGUAUUGUGCAGUUAUCACCAGAUGGUAAAAGUCAUAAAACAGUUUUGAAUGAAGAAGAUGGAGUCAUAUAUCCUAAGGCUUUUGAUAUUAACAGAAAAGCAGGUUUGAUGAUAGUCUCCAGCCAAACCAAUUACUGUACACAGGAAGCUUUUGUGUAUAAUAUUUGAGAUUGACAUGACUGUAUUUAUUUUUCUCCUUUAUAUCAUGCAUUUGAAAUAAAACUUCUUUUCCAAAAUAAAACAAAUUUUCUUUUCA
Messenger RNA from Mytilus californianus (California mussel), 1900 nucleotides. RefSeq lists its product as uncharacterized. The record is from RefSeq and is a predicted model, not a curated record. Gene Ontology annotation, molecular function: zinc ion binding. NCBI's taxonomy places the organism in Eukaryota, Metazoa, Mollusca, Bivalvia, Mytilida, Mytilidae. The transcript has 2 exons. The coding region runs from base 118 to 1812 and encodes 564 amino acids.